AUGAGACCCUACUUAUGGUACAGAGAUAAAGAUAGUUUGAACUUGGGUGGAGUUUGCCGCUAUACUAUAACAUAUACCCUGAUUGAUCCAAAUAAAAAGGAAAUAUAUUACCGCCUUAAAAAUAUUGAAAGAGCAUCCAUUCGAGCAAUUCAUUUACUAAAUGGACCCUUUAUUUUAUAUUGUCACGUAAUACCACAUAAUUAUGACCAUCUUAAAGAAUUCAAUCCGAGUGAUUCUGAAGACAACAAGGAGGUCAUAUUUGAAAAUGAAAUAAAGCCAGGCCAAACUUUUAAUGUAAAGCUUAAAUUAAAUGAGAAUUCAUAUGUGAAAGAUUCGGAAGAUGGAUACCCCAUAUACCUGUGGUCCAUAGAUGUUAUUUCACAGAUUAUUAUAACGACUAAAACUGUUAUAAUGUAUGAUUUUAUGAUUGGUGAUGAUUUCAAAGCUAUGAAAAGAAUAAACCAUGGUCCGUUUCCGAGCUCUUUGACCUCUGUAGGUAAUAAGGAUUUUAGCUAUAGAGAUAGCGAAGCGACCUUGGGGGUAUCAGUGAAUCCAAAAUUGAACGUAAAGAAGCAAAACACUAAGGAUUUGUGGACAAAUGAGCCCAAAUAUCCAGAAAUGCCUGUGCAUUUAAUAAUACUUACUCACGGUAUUUUCUCGAAUGUAACAGCAGACAUGCUACACUUGAAGGAUUCAUUAGAAUCUAGUGUCACAGAAAAUAUUCUUGUUAGAGGGUAUGAAGGAAAUGCUGGUAAGAGCGAAAAAGGAAUCAAAAAAUUAGGAAUACGAUUGUCGAAAUAUGUAACUCAUUUGAUUGAAGACUUGAAUGAUUCAGGAAUUCAAAUAGCUAAGAUUUCAUUUAUCGGUCAUUCACUAGGGGGUUUGGUUCAAUUAUAUGCUAUUAAGGAAAUACUAUUGACUAGAGGAGAGGAUUAUUUCAUGAAUAAAAAUAUAAAACCACAAAAUUUAAUAUGCAUGGCUAGUCCUUUGUUAGGCAUUUUAAGUGAAAUGAAUAUUUUGAUAUCAUGGUUUCUAGAUUUAGGAACAUUAGGCAAAACUGGUCGAGAUUUAACCUUGCUGAAAAAAAUUCCAAACUUUAAGCAACUUGCAAAUAAGCACGAUAUGCAUAAAAGAGAUACAUUUAAGCCACUACUAGAAAUGUUGCCAGAUGACCCCUUGCAAGAUUUUCUAAGUAAAUUUGAAAAUUUAACGCUCUACGCUAAUGCUAUAAAUGAUGGUAUAGUUCCGCUAAGAACGAGCGGCUUGUUGUAUCUUGAUUAUGAAGCAUUGGGUGAUGUCGGAAGGUUGCAGCAUGACAAGAAUAAGAAGCUAGAGAGCUAUGAUCAUGAUGAUACCCGGCUGAUUGAAACCAACACCACCAAAGAAUCUGUCGGUGAGAUCCCUGCUGAUAAAACAGAAAAAUCUGAUUCUACUAAACAAAAGAGAAACAAAAAUGAAACUUACAGGCAAUUAUUAUCAUUAAAUUUAAGUACAAAUAGACACAAUAAGCAUCUGGUUAAGAAGGGACCAAAUAGGAAGCAAAGAAAUAUAUUAAGGAUUAAUGCAAAAGGAAGUGAUUUGGUCGAUUACAACAGUGAAACUGAUGAUUCCGUUGCUGCGAGUCUAAAUAAUGAAACAUCUUUUAAAUCUGGAGUAAGAAGAGCAAACGACACCCUUCAAUCAGAAUCAGAUGAAAGGGUUGAAUUGAACUUACCGCCGAAAGCUUCUUCUCUUGAAUCUGCUUUAAGUACAAUGUUUUGUCCUACACCAUCCAGCAACUAUAUACUCAAACCGGGCUCUAGAAACCCUGUAAUUUUUCAUGACAAAUACUACCAUUUUGAAGGUUUGCCCAUCGGACCAGAACAAGAACAUGAAAGAUCUAAAUCUUCCAGAUUGGGAAAGGUUUUAUUUAAUUAUAAUGAAUGGAAACUAGAUAAGCAAGUAAAGAUUGCCAAGAAAUAUCACACUCCAAAGUUGAACUGGAGAAAGAUUUUAGUCAAUCUACCACCUGAUGCUCAUAAUAAUAUAAUUGUAAGGAGAAAGUUUUCGAAUGGAUAUGGUUGGGGGGUCAUUGAUCACUUGUGCAAAGAAUUAUUCGAUACUGACAUACAGCAUCUCGAUAACGUGGGUUCUAUCGAUCCAAAAAUGAAAGCUAAAAUCUGA
Molecule: messenger RNA, 2163 nt
Organism: Debaryomyces fabryi
Lineage: Eukaryota; Fungi; Ascomycota; Pichiomycetes; Serinales; Debaryomycetaceae
Exons: 1
Coding region: 1-2163 (720 amino acids)
Molecular function (GO): monoacylglycerol lipase activity
Source: RefSeq, a predicted model, not a curated record